Arabis nemorensis is the source of this 306-nucleotide messenger RNA. The record is from the annotation of a GenBank genome assembly. NCBI's taxonomy places the organism in Eukaryota, Viridiplantae, Streptophyta, Magnoliopsida, Brassicales, Brassicaceae.
AUGGUGAAUCUCAAUGAUGAAACUGAUGCGAAAGAACCAGAGCAAUAUGGUGGAGGAUACUUCACAGGUCGGUGCAUUCACGGUUGCUGCUAUGGGGGACGCAACGGAUGCAUCGGCUGUUGUCGAUACCCACACGAGAAAACUAACAGUGUGGGGAUGCAAAAACGCGGCCGUGGUGGUUGCAAAUACGGUUGUUGCGGCAGCUACGCUUAUGGACAGUGUAGCGCAUGUUGCAACCACAGCCAAGUCGCAGAGAACGCUAAGGAGCAGGAAGCAACUCCAGUUUGGGCUCAGGUCCAACCUUGA